Messenger RNA from Drosophila willistoni, 1218 nucleotides. Its product is annotated as protein hunchback. The coding region runs from base 120 to 824 and encodes 234 amino acids. The record is from RefSeq and is a predicted model, not a curated record. NCBI's taxonomy places the organism in Eukaryota, Metazoa, Arthropoda, Insecta, Diptera, Drosophilidae. The transcript has a single exon.
AUCAGCUGCUGAGCGGCGUUAUCUAAAAUUAUUAGGCGGGAGAGGCAACGCCGCCAGUUUAGAUUAAAAUAAAAUUGCCUUAAAAUUGCUUAAAAAAAACAAUACAAUUUCCCAAGAAAAUGGAGCCACAGAUGCAAGCUAAAAGAUACUGCGGCCUGGGAAAUCAUGAACUUACUGCGCCAUACAGAACGAUAGAGGAUAACUGGAUGUUGAACUUUGCCAAACGGCUCAAUGGGGAAAUCCGGCCCAGCACUUUAAUCUGCGACAGCUGUUUGGUCACAUUGAAGGAAGUGUAUAAGAAAAAAGUCAAAAGAGCCGUCCUCCAUCAUAAACAGCGGCAAAAAACAAGCGGCAAUAGUAUCUCAGAUGUUAGCUCUAGUCAAAGGGCAGGGACAUCGUCGGAUUCGUAUCAGAGUCAGCCCCUUAUGCACGCCCCAGGGGCUGACAACAAUGUGAAUAAGCGUAGGCGUCGUGUCGAUGAAGAGCCAUCGAGCACAACUCCGACAAUACAUCCUCAAGAACAUACAUCUUCAACAAGUGCAGCAGCCUUGGCUUUGGCAUCACUAAAAGCUGCUGCCCAGCAGCAGCAACAACAACAACAACAGCAGCAGCAGCAAGAACAACAACAACAUCCCCUAGCUACUAUAGCUGAAUCAAUGAGCCAAUCUAGUGUGAACAGCACGGACGACGACGAACCCUUGUUGAGCUUAAAUGCUGUAAAUGGAACCAGGUUACCUCACAUUCAGCCAAUUCCAAAGCGACGGCAGAUCCAGUUAACUGGGCCUCAUCUGGACAUCUAUUUGGCUGGCACCACCGGCGGCUAAGCCAUCGAAUCCAAUGGCCAACUUAGGAAACUUAAUUUUUAAGAGCUCUUUGACUUUGUUUACGAUUUUGGAGACAGCUUUAUGUACUGACUAUGAGAAUUCGCUUUAAGGCAGGAAUCUUUAUUGGAAUCCGUUUUUUUUUUCUCCGUUUUACAUUUGGAUAUGCUGGAUAAAAAUUUAUUAAUUUAAUGUUACGUCUUAAAGUAGAAUCUAAAUUUAUAUUACUUUUUUUUAUUGUUAUUUUAAGAAAGAAACUUAACUUGUCAAUGGAAUUGUUACUCAUUUUUUUACAAAUAUAGAAACAUUUAUAUAAAUUUGUUCACUUUCGUAGUAGUAUAGUAAUAUUAUCUGAAAAUAAAUAAAGUUUAAAAUAUACUAAUUUUUUAGAAUUUUA